GUCUCAGGGGAGGGUAGUGCCUGGGUCUGGGGUAUCAGGGGAGGGUAGUGCCUAGGUCUGAGGUCUCAGGGGAGGGUAGUGCCUAGGUCUGAGGUCUCAGGAGAGGUUAGUGCCUGGGUCUGGGGUAUCAGAAGUUAGUGCCUGGGUCUGGGAUAUCAGGGGAGGGUAGUGCCUUGCAUCUGGGGUAUCAGGGGAGGGUAGUGCCUUGCGUCUGGGGUUCUGGGAUAGGGCUUUCUGGAACCACUUUGCCUUCCCUCCCAAGGGUCUCUUGUUACAGGCCUGUCUGUGCCGGCUGCCAUGGUGGCUCUGUGGACCCUCACUCUGGCCUUGGCUGCUGGCCUGGCUGCUACCAGCCCACCCAACAUUGUGCUGAUCUUUGCUGAUGACCUGGGCUAUGGGGACCUGGGCUCCUAUGGACACCCCAGUUCCACCACCCCCAAUCUGGACCAACUGGCCGCAGGGGGUCUGCGGUUCACGGACUUCUACGUGCCUGUGUCUCUGUGCACACCCUCCCGGGCUGCCCUCCUGACCGGCCGACUCCCAGUUCGGAUGGGCCUGUACCCUGGCGUUCUGGAGCCCAGCUCCCGAGGGGGCCUGCCCCUGGAGGAGGUGACCCUGGCUGAGGUCCUGGCUGCCCGAGGCUACCUCACAGGGAUAGCUGGCAAAUGGCACCUUGGGGUGGGGCCUGAGGGGGCCUUUCUGCCCCCCCACCAUGGCUUCCAUCGAUUCCUGGGCAUCCCAUACUCCCAUGACCAGGGCCCUUGCCAGAACCUGACCUGCUUCCCGCCGGCCACCCCCUGCGAUGGCGGCUGCGACCAGGGCCUGGUCCCUGUCCCUCUGUUGGCCAACCUAUCGGUGGAGGCACAGCCCCCUUGGCUUCCUGGACUUGAGGCCCGCUACGUGGCCUUCGCCCGUGACCUCAUGGCAGAUGCCCAGCGCCAGGGCCGCCCGUUCUUCCUGUACUACGCCUCCCAUCACACCCACUACCCCCAGUUCAGUGGGCAGAGCUUUUCGGGGCGCUCAGGCCGAGGGCCGUUUGGGGACUCCCUGAUGGAGCUGGAUGCGGCCGUGGGGGCCCUGAUGACGGCUGUGGGGGACCUGGGGCUGCUCGGAGAGACACUGGUCUUCUUCACUGCAGACAACGGACCUGAGACGAUGCGGAUGUCCCACGGCGGCUGCUCUGGCCUCCUGCGAUGCGGAAAGGGAACCACUUUCGAGGGGGGCGUCCGAGAGCCUGCCUUGGCCUUCUGGCCAGGCCACAUCGCUCCCGGUGUGACCCAUGAGCUAGCCAGCUCCCUGGACCUACUGCCCACCCUGGCAGCCCUGGCAGGGGCCCCGCUGCCCAAUGUCACCUUGGAUGGCGUUGACCUCAGCCCUCUGCUGCUGGGCACAGGCAAGAGUCCCCGGCAGACCCUCUUCUUCUACCCGGCCUACCCAGACGAGGUCCGAGGGGUCUUUGCUGUGCGAAGCGGCAAGUACAAGGCACACUUCUUCACCCAGGGCUCUGUCCACAGCGACACCACUGCGGACCCUGCCUGCCAUGCCUCUAGUCCUCUGACUGCCCAUGAGCCCCCGCUGCUCUUUGACCUGUCUGAGGACCCUGGUGAGAACUACAACCUUCUGGGGGGUGUGGCUGAGGUCGCCCCAGAGGCGCUGCAGGCGCUGAAGCAACUUCAGCUGCUCAAGGCCCAGUUUGAUGCUGCCGUGACCUUCAGCCCCAGCCAGAUAGCCCGGGGCGAGGACCCUGCCCUGCAGGUCUGCUGUCAGCCCAGCUGCACCCCCAGGCCAUCCUGCUGCCACUGCCCUGAGCUCCAGCCCUGAGAGCAUAGGCGGAGGCCAGCCCCGUGCCCCUCGCCCCACCCAGGCGUGUGAUGGUUCAUUGCUGUGCUGUGGGUGUGUAGAGGUGGUUUGUACCUGAGCACGCUAAUAACACCAGCUGACACUUGUAGGUGUGAGAAUUCACAUGAUCCUUGUGAUAGCCCUGAGAUAGGUGGUGUUCUGCCCGUUACAAAUGAGGAACCUGAGGCGUGGAGAGGUCCAGCAACUUGUCUGAGGUCACCCAGCCAGUGAGAGGUUGGCUCUGGAAGCUGCCCCCUCCCCCUGGUGAUUGCUUGUGUCA
Messenger RNA from Aethalodelphis obliquidens (Pacific white-sided dolphin), 2119 nucleotides. It is a transcript of the gene ARSA, whose product is annotated as arylsulfatase A. The record is from RefSeq and is a predicted model, not a curated record. NCBI's taxonomy places the organism in Eukaryota, Metazoa, Chordata, Mammalia, Artiodactyla, Delphinidae. Gene Ontology annotation, molecular function: arylsulfatase activity.